AUGCGGCGUGGCUCUGCUACCAGCAGUUUCUUUUUACUGUCGGUCAUCGGCAGGUGUCCUCACAAGAAAAAGAAACCCUUCAUAGAGAAGAAAAAAGCGGUAACUUUUCACUUGGUGCACAGAAGUCAGAGAGAUCCACUUGCUGCUGAUGAUACUGCACCCCAGAGAGUUCUACUGCCUACACAGAAAGGGCAUGAGGAGCAAAGGCGGGAAGAGCAGCGGAAGUAUGGAGUCUUCUUUGAUGAUGACUAUGACUAUUUGCAGCAUCUAAAAGAAGCAUCUGGUCCUUCUGAGCUUGUCCCCUCUGUGCGUGGACAGCAAAGCAGAAUUGUUGUCACGAAUGAUGGGCACAUAGAAGAUGAAAUUCAGCGAGUCCCAGCUCCCUCCAUUAAGUUGCCUUCCUCAGUGUUUGCCACCGAGUUUGAAGAGGAUGUGGGCUUGUUAAAUAAAGCUGCUCCUGUUUCAGGACCACGGCUAGAUUUCGACCCAGAUAUUGUUGCAGCUCUUGAUGAUGAUUUUGAUUUUGACAAUCCAGAAAAUAUCUUGGAAGAUGAUUUCGUUCUACAAGCAAAUGAACCACGGAAAGGGGGAUCAUGUGCUGAGGAUGAAGAUGAAUGGGAAGAUGUGGAGGAUGACAGUGAUGAAGAGGGUAGUUGCAGUAAUGAUAAAGACUACGAUUCAGAAAGUCCUUUAUCAGAUGAUGGAGUUAAUGGACAGACUAAAGAAUUUCUCUUUAUGCAAGAAGAAACCAGGAGUCGUUUCACAGAAUAUUCUAUGUCAUCUUCAGUAAUAAGAAGGAAUGAGCAGUUAACUCUCUUGGAUGACAGAUUUGAAAAGUUUUUUGAACAAUUUGAUGAAGAUGAAAUUGGAGCCUUGGACAACAUGGAGUUAGAAGGCUAUAUUAACACAGACAAUACUCGGUUGCAGGAAAUCUUGAAUGAUUACUACAAAGAGAAAGCAAAGAGUUGUGUGAAAUUGGAUGCUCUUGAACCCUGUGAUGGUUUAGACUCUGCUGUGAAUGAAGAAAGUGAGGAAGAAAAAGAAGAAAUAGUAGCUGUGGUUAUUGAGGAACCAAAAGAAAAGUGGGAUUGUGAGUCCAUUUUGAGUACGUAUUCAAACUUGUAUAAUCACCCAACUCUUAUUAAGGAGCCAUCAAAGCCCAAGCCAAUAAAAAUUUCCCAGAAGACUGGAAUUCCCUUACAUGUCUUGCCUCAGAAAGGUCUGACUGCUAAGCAGAUUGAACGCAUGCAAAUGAUUAAUGACAGUGACCUGCCAAGGGCAUCAACACAGCCCCGUUCCAAAGAUGAGAGCAAGGAGGAUCGCAAAGCUAGAAAACAAGCAAUAAAAGAGGAGCGAAAAGAACGCAGAAUGGAGAAGGCGGCCAACAAGCUAGCCUUCAAAUUGGAGAAAACAAGGCAAGAAAAGGAGUUGCUCAAUCUGAAACAAAAUGUUCAAGGACUGAAGUUGUCUUGAUGAAACUGAGGAACCUACUCUGGAGACAUCCCUAAGUUUGCAUUUGUAUUGAGAAGGGAGCUGAGAAUUCAGUUUUGGCAGUUAUGCACAAAGGGGUUUAUUCAGAUAUCGCUGUAACAAGAAUCAGAAACAUGUCAUUCUUUCUGAAAGGAAGUUCUACAUAACACGAUGUAUUGAUGAUGUCUGUUCUGUCAAAAGUGACAUGAAAACUAUUGCAAAGUGUAAUUGCAGCAAAAAUACGUUAAAGUUAUAGAAAAUAUUUUCCUUACAAGCUAUUACUGAACA
This is a messenger RNA of Indicator indicator, 1758 nucleotides long. RefSeq names its product LTV1 ribosome biogenesis factor (gene LTV1). Gene Ontology annotation, cellular component: preribosome, small subunit precursor; cytosol; nucleus. Lineage: Eukaryota; Metazoa; Chordata; Aves; Piciformes; Indicatoridae. Bases 1 to 1473 code for a protein of 490 amino acids. The transcript is spliced from 11 exons. The record is from RefSeq and is a predicted model, not a curated record. Gene Ontology annotation, biological process: ribosomal small subunit biogenesis; ribosomal small subunit export from nucleus.